Molecule: messenger RNA, 1410 nt
Organism: Daldinia childiae
Lineage: Eukaryota; Fungi; Ascomycota; Sordariomycetes; Xylariales; Hypoxylaceae
Product: Protein phosphatase 2C like protein 2
Exons: 7
Coding region: 1-1410 (469 amino acids)
Biological process (GO): protein dephosphorylation
Molecular function (GO): cation binding; protein serine/threonine phosphatase activity
Source: RefSeq, a predicted model, not a curated record
AUGGGUCAAACCCUUUCCGAGCCUGUCGUCGACAAGGCCUCUGACAAAGGAGAAGAUGACCGAUUACUGUACGGCGUAUCUGCUAUGCAGGGAUGGCGUAUUAGCAUGGAGGAUGCUCACUGCACUAUCCUUGACCUCUUGACACCCAAAGCCGACGAGGAAAAGAAGGUUCACCCUUCGCGAUUAUCUUUCUUUGGCGUCUUCGACGGACAUGGCGGAGACAAGGUUGCCCAAUUUGCAGGCAAGAACAUAUAUGAUAUCCUUAAGAAGCAAGACACAUUUAAGACCGGAAAUUACGAACAGUCUUUAAAGGAUACAUUUCUUGCGACUGACCGAGCGAUACUGAGCGACCCUCAGUAUGAGGAGGAGGUAUCUGGUUGUACCGCGUGCUGUGGUUUGAUUACCGGCGAGAAGAUAUAUAUUGCAAACGCUGGUGAUUCGAGAAGUGUCUUGGGUGUUAAGGGAAGAGCUAAGCCGCUAUCCUUCGAUCACAAGCCACAGAAUGAAGGCGAAAAGGCGCGAAUUACUGCCGCAGGUGGCUUUGUCGACUUUGGUCGUGUCAACGGCAACCUUGCCCUAUCUCGAGCCAUCGGAGAUUUUGAGUUCAAGAAGAGUGCCGAACUUGCGCCUGAGCAGCAGAUAGUGACAGCGUUCCCAGACGUAGUUGCGCACGAGAUUAGUGACGAUGAUGAGUUUUUGGUCAUUGCAUGUGAUGGUAUCUGGGAUUGCCAGUCUUCACAAGCGGUCGUUGAGUUUGUUCGAAGGGGCAUCGCCGCGAAGCAGGAGUUGGAUAAGAUUUGCGAGAACAUGAUGGACAACUGUCUGGCAUCUAAUUCGGAGACUGGUGGGGUUGGGUGUGACAACAUGACAAUGAUCAUUGUGGGCUUCUUAAGAGGCAGAAGUAAGGAGGAAUGGUACGAAGAGGUUGCCAGCCGUGUGGCCAAAGGCGACGGUCCUUGUGCCCCUCCCGAAUACGCUGAAUUCCGGGGACCUGGUGUGCAUCACAAUUUCGACGAUAGUGACAGUGGCUAUGAUGUUGACAUGGAAAACAAGUCCAAAACAUUUGGGAUCGGUGGGUACAAGGGCCGCAUCAUUUUUCUAGGCGAUGGUACUGAAGUUCUCACCGACUCGGACGAUACCGAGAUGUUUGACAACUCAGAAGAAGAUAAGGACCUGGCAAGUCAAGUGUCUAAGAGUUCGUCCGGCGAGUCAGAAAGUCGACUACCGCCCAGAGCGCCCUCGCCUCCUCCGCGUACGCCGAAGAAGCAAGAGGAUAACCCUCAGGCAAAGCUUAGCGACUCAACCCCAAACAAUACCUCGAUUGCAACUGAAAAAGUCGCGGAAGCCGUGAAGGAGGAGCCCAAGGAGGCGAAACCCGAAGCCGCCGCCGCCGCCGCAUCUAAAGACUGA